AUGACGCUUCAGCCUACAGGGCCGGCCAUGGGCCUUUUCCUUCUUUCAGUUAUUUUGCUCACGUUCUCAUGGAUCACCAUGGGUUUGCGCAUCUGGGUGCGCACGAGUAUCAGAUCGAUGGGGCUCGACGAUUAUAUGAUGGUUGCUGGCUUAAUUGCUUACACGGCAGCAUGUGUCUCAACCAUUGCAGGAUCUUUGAAUGGGGUCGGGUCUCCGCCAGAGAUGAUUACAGACUACUACGACAAGCAGGGCAGGAUGUGGUUCAUGUUCUUCCAGCUCUUCUAUGUCCUUUCGACCGUUCCUAUCAAAGCAAGUAUUUGUAUAGCAUUACUUCGCAUUACAAACCAAAAGAUUUAUCACUACAUCAUCUACGCCGUCAUUGCUUUAUCAACCAUCGCUGCUGUGGUCACUGAUAUCGCCGUGCUCGCUUGGUGCAAACCUGUCUCCGCCACUUGGGACCCAAGCCUGGGGUCAUGCGCCGACGCCUCCCUGAUUACCAACGUUUCUUAUUAUAUUUCGGCGACUUCGAUCCUUACAGACUGGACCACCGCGAUCUUGCCUGCCGUCAUAUUAUGGGAUGUCCAACUUCACUACAGAAUAAAGGUUCCAGUUAUGAUUCUUUUGGGGUUUGGUUUCGUUGCUAGUACUGCGACACUCGUCCGUUUACGAUACCUCCUUGCCUACAACGCCACGGAAGCCUACCUCCUCAACAUUGCACACAUCGCGAUUUGGUCCAUAACCGAGUCGGGACUGGGCCUGAUUGCCGGCUCCAUGGCCACACUGCGCCCAUUGCUCAAGUACAUCCCAUGGCUUGGUUCCAUAUCAUCAUCCAGCGGCGGUGCCACAACAAAGUCAGGAAAAAGUCGGCAACCGGGAGCCAGCUCACACAGGAUGCAGUCACUAGCCCACCGCAGCGAAAAUGCCACGUUUCAUACCACAGUAUCGAUCAGUGACAUCUUGUAUUACCAGAUGUACCAGAUGUUUAAAUUGUUAUCUAAUGAGUAG
This is a messenger RNA of Clonostachys byssicola, 1005 nucleotides long. The record is from the annotation of a GenBank genome assembly. NCBI's taxonomy places the organism in Eukaryota, Fungi, Ascomycota, Sordariomycetes, Hypocreales, Bionectriaceae.